Anopheles cruzii is the source of this 3821-nucleotide messenger RNA. RefSeq names its product mucin-5AC. Bases 588 to 3821 code for a protein of 1077 amino acids. The transcript is spliced from 9 exons. The record is from RefSeq and is a predicted model, not a curated record. NCBI's taxonomy places the organism in Eukaryota, Metazoa, Arthropoda, Insecta, Diptera, Culicidae.
GGAAAACACUCCUUUUUGCAGCCUUUACAGGAACGACAGUGAAACUGUGAUUCAUUAUUUACGGGCAAAAGUUGCUCCAUUAAACAAGCGCCUGGAAGUGUGUUGGUCCGAUGCGUCAAAAAGUGAAACAAGAUUCAACUGUCUCUUCAGUGGUUGAUACUUGCAUUACCUCGUCGUCGAAACACAGCGCCACCGAUGACGAAGCCGACGACGUCACCGUUCGCCGAUGAACGGCUCAUUACCAUACGCGGCGCUGCCUCCCACCGAUGAUGCACGCAUGUGUGCCGCACGCGGGCUGUGAAUUACGUCUUAUGCACGUAAAGUGUCCGAAUCUCAUCUGCACUCGCGGGCGAUGUGCAUCGCUCGACUGUGCCCCGCACUGUGUGAGACGUAGGUUAGGUUACAAAAGGCGGAGUGUUCUAGAUAAGUGAAUGUGUAGCAAUAAUAUAGGAAAAGGGUGAAAAUAUAUAAAGUGCAAGUGCACGCUGCUGUACCUGUACUGCACUGUAUACAGACAGCGAACGCGGUUACUGUGAUCGAAACGAAGCUGACGACAAAGCAAACCGGUACCGCAAUUGAUCGCAACGAUGCUGUUUCAAGCAUUGGGUUACGAGUCCAUCUGGAUCUACACGAUUUCACUGAUCGUGAUGGUGAGCAUGGUCAUCACCCUUCUCUCGUGUCUCUGCUGUCGACGGAAACAAGAGAUCAAGAAUGACCUUCUCGGUCUGGAAGGUAUGGUAAAGCUUACGAAUCCCGAGGAGACACUGAUGAACUCGGGCCACUCCACGGCUGGCCACGCCGCCGGCAAUGGGGCUGCGGGAACUUCGUCCAUUGGUUCCGAAGUACGAUCGAGUACCGGCUUUGGAUCGGAUGUUGAGACCAGCAGUAAAAGAACUUCCAAUGCACCGCAUCGCAGUCUUCCGGAUAUUCCAAUUGCGGAGCCACCGGGGGAUAACAACUCAGAACUGUACGCCACGGUGGGGGAUAAAGUGCAGGAUUUGCCGCAGGGCAGAAGUCCCACCACCAGCUUAAAGAAACAAACAAGUGUCUCCCAGCACAGUUCCAUCAGCCAGGCGGAUGAUAUUAGCUCUCCUUACGCGCGUGUCCGAUCACCACCGCAUGCGUAUGACAAACUGCGCCGAAUGGAGCAUCCUUAUGCGCAGGUGACCCAACCGGGCACGAGCAGUGGAGCGGCCGGGGGCGGUCUUGGUAGCGGUACAGCGCUCGGUGGUCAAUCGGGGAAGACAAAUCGUGUUAAACCGCGGGACGCGGGUGCCGACGACGAUGACGAAGAGGACGAGGACGAUGAUGAGCUGAUGAGUCCUAUCUCGCGCCGCGAGUCGGCUCAAAAUUUGGAGGAUCGAGAUACGUCGACUGUCGAUAUUCCAGCAGCAUCGGCGAUUGCGGGACGUGUGUCUGCUAGUCAAGAUCUGCCCUACAUGACGCCACCAAUCGUUCAACCACCAACGCAGCACUUCAGCGGUGAUUCGCAAGACUCGUCCAAAGGUUACACGAGCAUAAGUGUGCGAGAACCGUUAGCGAACCUCUUACCGCAGAACCACACGGGUGCAGGGGUUGCCAAGCGCCGGCAGAUACUAGGAGAUUCACACUACGCGACCGUGUCGGACGAUUCCGAUGAGAUGUACGCCGCGAUCGAUGAUCCCAACAAUGCGGGCGAUCUCUACACCAGUGGCUCCGAGACGUACGCCCAGAUUCAACCCCCGAACGCGGUGACGGUGUCGGUUGAGAUCAAUACCGGUGCCUCCAGUCGCCCUCAACCCCAUCCACUGCAAGCACCGACGAUGGCAAGUGAUACUCUAGACGCUGGCCCGGGUGGCAACGUCGCCGUCGGGUCUUCGGUCGCAAUGAAUCGCCUUAGCAAUCACAGCACCAUGACCACGGCCAGCGAUGACCAGCAGCAUCAUCAUCCAGCACCGCCGCCGCCGCCGGCGGUUGGCACGACGGCGCUUGAAGGUGGUCUUCGGGCUCAAACGUUCGUGCAACAUUCGCGCCAGCCAUCGUCUUCGAGCUGUACCAGCUCCGUGGGCAACCUUGGCUCACCGAAGCCGGAGAAACGGCAAGCCAACAGCCCGCUUCCUCCCACACCAAAGACACUCAAACACCAGACCAACAGUUUCUUCAGCACUUCGAACCAAUCGGUGGUGUUGGUUAGCGAGACCGAAAGUGGCCUCGCGAACGGUUCGAUAGGCGGAGCAGGUGGCAGCAGCAAACCGAAGAAAAGUCCUUCGAAAGACUUGGAAGGAAUGUACGCCAAGGUGAUGAAGAAGAACAAGCUAUCGAAAGUGCCGUCACAAAAUGCGUCUCCGGUGCCGCUGCGCAAAGAUGGUUCGAUCGAUGAGCAGCAACAUCAACAGCAGCUGCAGCAGUUUCUGGCCGAUUCCGAAGCCCUCAACGGAGGCACCCGAGUGGUGGGCUUCGCAAAGGUGCCCACAACCGUGCGGCAUGUUGACACAAAGUACGAUCCUGGCUACGAUACGAUCCCGGGAGGUGACGAUGGGUUGAAAAAACCUUCGAGCGGAAUGGUCGGAGGAUUGGCCGACAGUCGCAAAGCGGCCGAUUAUGCAAAGAUUCAAAAACGUAAUGCCGCGUCGAACGCGCCAGAUGCGGACAGCGAGCCGGGAUAUGAAAGUUUACCGGGAGGCCACCAGCACGAUCCGGGGUACGAAACGUUAAACCGAUCCCAUCGCGCCGAAUCGGAUUCAGAUCCAAACUACGAAAUAUUGCGUCCAGCGAACGUGGCAGGUGGCCAACCGCUGCCAAACACGGUAAAAUCGCCACCGAGUGACUCAAACCGUGACAGUGACGGGUACAGCAGCAUACGAGAGCCGAUCGCCGGACGAGGGGUUGUUAAAGGGCCACCGGGAGCGGGAGGAAGUGCUCGCAGUCGGUUAGAGUUUAGCGGAGCCCAUCACCCACCGGCGGACGAUGACGCCGAUAGCACCGGGCCGGGAUACAGCAGCAUACGUGAAGAUUACGAUCCGGGUUACAGUGUAAUUUCGGAGCGAAAAAAACCGCCCCCCGGACACGACUAUGCGAGCAUCACGGAGGACACGAAAAAGCGGAAACUUAACAUCAACAACAAUAUCGAACCUGCCGACGACGAGUCAGACAUUUACUCGAGCAUUCCGCAUACGGCAUCGGGCACGUUAACGCUUCCUUCUCCACUGCUCACGUCAUCGUCCUCCGUGGUUGUUAGUCCCGUUAGCGGCGCUGGGAGUGUGGGAACCACCGGGGACGGUAGCACUAACUACUGUACCAUCCCCGAGCGGCCGGGCCGCGAUGGUACCGGAGUAGCAGCGGGAGGCAACCUUUCUUCGUCGCCAGGUUAUUCGAGUAUUUCGGAAACACGCACGACACCUUCGUCGACCGAUGACGGCGACGGUAGUACCAGUUCACCCGAUCAACCGAUCGGUUACGGGAAGCACAACAACACCACGAGCGCCGCCACGACAAACAACAGCUUGAGCCGGAUAUCGAGCAAUUACGAGUCAUUAACGGGCAGCGAAUCGGAUCCCAACUAUGAAUCUGUCAAGUAUCUGAACGUGAAAGAGAACCCGUACGAGCGGCUACACAACGAAGCAGGGACAGGGGCAGGUGCAGCAUCCGAUCCACUGCGUAAAUCGGUCACCGCUGACUCGCUGACUACCGACUCCGAUACGACCACGCCGACGCCGAGUACGGUUGCUAUGGGUACCGCUGCCGAACCGAUUGCACCUACCAGUGGCUCCACUCCAACGGACGGUAGUGAUCCUGCGGCCACCACCACCACCCCACCCGUCAGUGAUUACUUCCAGGUCUAA